Messenger RNA from Coffea arabica (coffee), 762 nucleotides. NCBI's taxonomy places the organism in Eukaryota, Viridiplantae, Streptophyta, Magnoliopsida, Gentianales, Rubiaceae. The record is from RefSeq and is a predicted model, not a curated record.
AUGAAGCUCAGAGAUGAGAUCAAUGAGCUCAAAUCAUGGGCAUCUUCUUCUAAACCCGAUAACCACCGCACCUCAGCCUGGCUCUGUGAGGGCUUGAGCCAGCUCACGAAUGUCCAAGAAUCCCUGGAUGAUCUCCUUCAGCUCCCUCAGGCUCGCGAAUCUUUGUGCCCCAACCAUGAUUUGAUAGAAAAGUUUCUAGACGACUUUCUGAGCUUGGUCGAUGUUUAUGGGAUUUUCCAAACAUUGCUUUUAACGUUAAAACAAGAGCAUUUGGCGGCACAGGUGGCUGUAAGAAAAAGAGAUGAUUCUAAGACAGCUUUAUACUUCAAAAAUUUGAAAAAAGUUGCUAAAGAUUUCGGCCAGCUCGAGUCCUCCGUCCAGUCCAUUGCCGGUCGACAAUUAGUCAUAUUAUCCCCACCAGCGCCAGCAGCUGCUGAGGAAGAUGCUGAGAUUGCUCGAGUUCUCAGGGACGCCAUCCAGGUUACGGCUUCCAUUUCGGUUGUACUUUUCAAUGGGCUCUCGGUUUCCUUGGCAUUUCGGAAACCAUCAUGUUUAGGCUUGAUCAGCUUGGUGAAGAGUAGCAAAAAAAUAGCUAUCGUUAAAGGCGGCAUUCAAGAAUUUCAACAAGUUAGUUUUCAGAACUUAUGGGGAUUGCAAAGAAAGGGUGAAGAGGAGUUGAAAUUGACGUUAAAGAUAAUGCAUGAAUUGGAGGAUUGUAUCCGUGGGAUUGGAGCGGUGGGGAGAGAGUGUUUAGGAGUUUAA